UCAUGUCGAAAAACGAUAGAGAUUUGUGGCAGCCGGUGAAUUUGGUGAUUAUUGUAAACGCAAGUUGUAAACAAGAAAGCAAAUUUUGCAAAUCAAAAAUACAUAAUUAAAAAUGUCACGCAAGGAGGCACUAUCACAGUUUAUAAAUCAAAUACAUGGACGGCCAGUGGUGGUUAAACUAAAUAGUGGUGUAGAUUAUCGUGGUGUUCUGGCGUGUCUGGAUGGUUACAUGAAUAUCGCACUCGAUCAAACCGAAGAGUAUGUCAAUGGUCAGCUGAAAAACAAAUACGGUGAUGCAUUCAUACGUGGUAACAAUGUGCUUUAUAUAUCCACCCAGAAACGGCGUAUAUGAGACUACAUUAAAGAACAACAACAUUUUUGCAAAAUGGCCUGUAAAUUUAGUUUUGCACUUUGAUAAAACUUAGUUUAACAUAAAUAAUUUAAUUAAUAUUAAAUAAC
Anastrepha obliqua is the source of this 459-nucleotide messenger RNA. Its product is annotated as U6 snRNA-associated Sm-like protein LSm6. Gene Ontology annotation, molecular function: RNA binding. Gene Ontology annotation, cellular component: U6 snRNP; sno(s)RNA-containing ribonucleoprotein complex; nucleolus. The coding region runs from base 113 to 352 and encodes 79 amino acids. NCBI's taxonomy places the organism in Eukaryota, Metazoa, Arthropoda, Insecta, Diptera, Tephritidae. The transcript has 2 exons. The record is from RefSeq and is a predicted model, not a curated record. Gene Ontology annotation, biological process: mRNA splicing, via spliceosome; maturation of SSU-rRNA.